Messenger RNA from Prunus armeniaca (apricot), 408 nucleotides. The record is from the annotation of a GenBank genome assembly. Lineage: Eukaryota; Viridiplantae; Streptophyta; Magnoliopsida; Rosales; Rosaceae.
AUGGUUUAUGUAAAUUCGAAAGAGAUCCUUUCAUUUCAGCAUCUCAUGCAAAGCAAGUCUUCUACUUUGGAGAAAGUGAAACCUCACAUUGAUAUACAAGGGAAGGAAAGACCUAGAUGUGACUUGAGAGAAGGAGUUUGUUCUUCUAGAAUAGUUGAUGAGUGUUCUGAAUCUACACCUCGGGAAGGAAUUAUUCUCCAUUCUAUGAACAAGGAAAAGAAGAAGAAAAUAGGUCAAACAACAUUUCAAGUUAUUCUAACGGGAGAAAAAUAUCGCCAGAAAGUUGAGAGGAAUGAAUCUGGCCAACCUAUUGGUGAAGUCUCGGUAAGGUUUAGUACAACCCUUGGGAUUAUAGUAAGGGAGUGUGUGCUCAAAAAUCAAGCUUGGACUCUCUUGAUGGUUAUAUAA